AUAAAAGUGAUUGUUGCCGAGUUGUUAGCUCCAUUCUAUUUACUUAUUAGCAUUGAGGGAUAGAGGAUUUAAAAUGAAGUCCAUUUUUGUGGCAUGUCUUUCGAUGUCUUUGGUUUUACUGACAUUACGAAGUGUUAGCGGAUGUACCUGUAUGCCCGUAACCUUACACGGUAGCUACAAAAGUUCCGACUUCGUGCUUGUUGGCAGAGUUAUUUACAAGGACGCAACCCAAAAUUAUCGUAAUGGAAAUACAUACUAUGAUGUAGAAGUGCUCAGAGUUCUGAAGCAGGAUGGUAUUGAAAUCGGAACGCCAGUAACAAGAAUAACAACGCGGUCAGCAGACUCUCUGUGUGGGGUAUAUCUAGAAGUCGGCCAGGUGUACAUAUUGAAUGGCUUUAAAGGGGAUUCAGGAUUACGGAUUUCGACGUGUUCUAUGAUGUCUAGGGGCCCGGUAUGUCCAAAAAUGUUGGGCUUUGUAUAUGACACGUUUGCUACGCUACAGUCUCUCGCCUGAUCGACUGCCUGGGGUCAGUAAACAUGUUCAGGCGAAACAGCUGCUUCUAAAUGAACAACUUGUCAUAAAUAUUGUUAUGUCAGAACUGUAAUAAAAAUUAAGGAUAUAAAUGAUCCACCAUCAGCAG
Molecule: messenger RNA, 641 nt
Organism: Magallana angulata
Lineage: Eukaryota; Metazoa; Mollusca; Bivalvia; Ostreida; Ostreidae
Product: tissue inhibitor of metalloproteinase-like
Exons: 5
Coding region: 74-514 (146 amino acids)
Biological process (GO): negative regulation of membrane protein ectodomain proteolysis; negative regulation of endopeptidase activity
Cellular component (GO): extracellular matrix
Molecular function (GO): protease binding; metalloendopeptidase inhibitor activity
Source: RefSeq, a predicted model, not a curated record